AUGAUGAGCCCUUACUCCCUGGCCUACCUCCUCCUCCUGCCGCUGGUCAACUGCUCUCCUCUACGGGACAGAAGAGGACCCACAAACGCCCUGAGUAGCUUUGCAGCCAGAGUGGGCUGGUCCAUUCCGGCAGAGGGGCUCCGACCCCACUUCAUGUGGGGGUCUUCUCGGUGGUCAAGAGCUCCGUGGCCACAGGCCCUGCUUGUCAAGGCCAAGGAGCUGCAGACACUGGGCAGAGUGUAUGCUGGCUUCAGGCUCCGCUUCAGGAGGCAGGACGAAGGCAGCGAGGGUACCAGCUUCCUCCCUGUCGAUGGUGAAAAGGCCAGCGGCCUAUUAGGAAACCUGGCUGAAGAGCUCAAUGGCUACAGCAGGAAAAAGGGUGGCUUCAGCUUUCGCUUCGGCCGGCGGUAA
Otolemur garnettii (small-eared galago) is the source of this 411-nucleotide messenger RNA. RefSeq names its product pyroglutamylated RFamide peptide (gene QRFP). Gene Ontology annotation, molecular function: orexigenic neuropeptide QRFP receptor binding. Bases 1 to 411 code for a protein of 136 amino acids. The transcript has a single exon. The record is from RefSeq and is a predicted model, not a curated record. NCBI's taxonomy places the organism in Eukaryota, Metazoa, Chordata, Mammalia, Primates, Galagidae.